GGUCCCGCGACGGUCACACACGAAAAUUUGUAAGAUUUUAGAGCAGAUCGUUGUUCGUGAUUUCUUCGUUUUAAAACCAAUUUGUAGUAUUAAAUUUCGGGAAAUAUGCAGCGGGGUCGAGCGCGAGCCGUGUGAAAUGCAUGCGAACGGCGUCGGUGCGGCAAAUCAGUGCGAAAUCAAGCCCAAAUGCUCGAAGUGAAAACCCCCUAAAGCCAGAGGCGUCGUCACACACACUCGCACUCACUCACUUGGAAUAAGCAAGGAAAAAGAAAAGGAAAGGCCAAGAAAAGCAAGUGUGUGCAGAAAACGCAGAAGAAGAGUGCGAAAAGUGCGGAAAGCUAGGAGCGAAGUGGCGUCGGGCGUCGGAGAGCCGGAGUGUCGUCCGGAGUAGUAGUAGUUGUCACCCAUCCGUCGCAGGAAAAUCCCCAGCAUGGAUGUCGAAACACAGGAAAUACGACAGGCUCGUCAACGUGCUUCCGUCAAGUGGCUGCUCUCGAAGGCGUUCAACAAUCGCGUGCCGGAUAACCUAAAGGAGCCCUUCUAUCGCGACCAUGAGAACCAGGAGCGCCUCAAGCCGCAGAUCAUCGUAGAGCUGGGCAAUGCCACGCUCUACUGCCAGACGCUGUCCAACCUGUAUUCAGAUCCCAACUACCAAAGCAUGAACCACUGGUCAAUAUUACAGACGCUAGCGCGCAAGGGAGUACCCGUUGCCGAAACCUCGGACAUGCCCAUUACCGAAACGGUAUUGAUUCAAACGAAUCCGCUGCGAAUUAACGCCCACAUGUCUGUGAUAGAAUCGCUGAUGGUCUUGUAUGCGAAGGAAAUAUCAUCGGGUGACCGGGUCAUGUCGGCCAUUCGAAGAAUAUCUGGCAGCAAUUACCAGGCGCCUCCUGGCCAGUCCUAUGAGCAAGCUCUGCUGGGCUGGAUAUCGCAUGCCUGUGCGGCUCUUAAGAAACGCAUCAUCAUGGAGGUGGAGACAGGAAUGCCCGAUGAAAAUGGCUCCCGCUUGCAGACGCCGGAUAUACCGCCUGUCAGGGACUUCCAGGAUCUAUGCGAUGGCAUCUGUUUGGCCCUGCUCAUCUCGUACUAUUGCCCCAAGGUGGUGCCCUGGACGAGUGUUAGGAUCAACUAUUUGCCCGCCGUCGAGGAUUCCAUACACAAUAUACUGCUAGUGGCGAAUUUCUCCCAGAAGCAUCUGCCAUAUGGCGUCUUCCACAUGACGCCCGAGGAUGUGACCUACAUGCGGGGCUCCAUGAAACUGAAUCUGGUCUUGUUGCUCACGGAUCUGUUCAAUCUGUUUGAGAUACACCCAGCAAAGUGUGUCUGCUACCCUGGAAUGGAUGGUCAGGUUCCGCACUCGAAUUCAUUUGGCGGCGGCUUAAACCGCAAAACCACUCCGCCCAACGAUUACCAGGCGACUUUUGAUGGUUCAAAUAAUCAGGCCGAAGCCUUCGUCGUGCACAAGUCGCGUGGCAUCACCACCCUCGCCUCCAUGCACUCGCAGCAGCAGCAGCAGCUCCAUCAGCAGGCACAGCAGCAGCCGCAGUAUCACCACCAGCAGUCACAGCUUCAGCUCCAACAGCAGCAGCAGCAGGAGCCCCUGGUUCCGGCUCGCUUGCGCCAGGCUAAAGAAAAGACCAAUGUGGAGUCAAAGGCGGACGAGAGAGGCGAUUUUGUCGCUGCGGGUCGACCAAGUAACUGGGAACAGAGCCGCCGGCCAAGCUUUGCAGGACGUCGGUCGCGUAGAAAUUCCUCCAGCGAGGACUCCCAGCUGACCAUUGAGAACUUUGGCGGCUCUCAGGAUCAGCUAAAUACGCUGGGGAGAUACGAACGCGAGCGGGAUGUAAGGGAACGCAAGCUGUCCAACACCAGCGUAGUGGAACCCGCUGUGGCCGUUCGCUCUUCUAUUGCCGAUGCCCGGGGCACCUUGCAGCUGGGCUAUGACACGGAUUCGGGCUCUGAGAAGCAGGAUCGCGAGACGGAAAAGUAUACGAUGCGGCGACAAGCCAGCGUCGACAAUGUGCCCACGGUGUCAUCGCACAAUCUUUCGAAUGCGGGCAGCCCGUUGCCCAUGGCCCGGCACAAGCAACAUUCCAUCGACAAAGACUAUCACAACAACAGCGGCGGCGGCGGCAUGAUGGCAGAUCCAUACAGUGAUGCCCGCUCCACCAGCGGCUAUGAUCCGGAAAGCACGCCCGUGCGCAAGUCAUCGACUAGCAGCAUGCCGGCGAGUCCCGCUGCCUGGCAGUUGGAUGUAGGCGAUGAGGAUAUGCGAUCGCUGGAGAAUGCCAGCAAGCUGUCCACCAUACGGAUGAAGCUGGAGGAGAAGCGAAGGCGCAUCGAGCAGGACAAGCGGAAGAUUGAGAUGGCGCUGUUAAGGCACCAGGAGAAGGAGGAUCUGGAGUCGUGUCCGGAUGUCAUGAAGUGGGAGACCCUGAGCAACGAGUCGAAGCGCACGCCCGACAUGGACCCCGUUGACUUGGACAAGUACCAGCAAAGCAUCGCCAUCAUGAACAUGAACCUGCAAGAUAUCCAGCAGGAUAUCCACCGCCUGGCCACCCAGCAGAGUCAAAUGCAGGCGCAGCACUUGCAGGCCCAGCAGCUGAUGCAGGCCCAGCAGAUAGCCAACAUGCUGAACCAGCAGCAGACCUAUGGUUCGCAGCAGCACUUGGCCACUGAUCAUCAUUACCAGCCGUCAAGAACCAUGCAGCAAAGCUUUGGCUCAUCGCCGCAUCUUCCGCAGGCCUACAAUGCCCCCGUCAGUGCGUACAGCUCCCGUCCGCCCAGUCGCGAUCCAUACCAGCAGCAGUUGCAGCAUCAGCAUCAACAGCAGCAGCAGCAGCCCAUGGCCAUGCCCCAGCCCAUGCAGUAUGUCAACGAGCACGGCCAGUACAUGUCGCCGCCGCAGCCCGCCCACUAUAUGCCGCAGCAGCAGCCGCAGAGCAUCUACAGCGACAACGGGGCGGGCUACAACCACAGCAACCACUCGCCGUAUGGCGGUGCUCCGCCUGAGUACAGAAACAGUGUGGUUUAUGAUGAUUAUGGGCAGCCCACCAAUCACUUUUACCUGCACGAGUCCUCGCCCCAGCAACAACAACAACAGCAGGGACAUCCGCAGCAGCGUCGAACCUGGGCGCACUCGGCAGCAGCGGCCGCCUACGAGCAGCAGCAGCAGAUCCAGCAGCCUCUGGUGGAUGUGAAUGCCUGGCAGACGCAGCAAAAGCAGAAGCAGACUUGGAUGAACAGGCCUCCCUCGAGUGUGGGAGCACCCAGUCCGGGCAGCUUUGUCCUCCAUCAAAACGGUGGAGGUGGCGGAGGCGUCGGCGGCGGAGGUGAGCUCCAGCAUCUCUUCCAGGUCCAGGCCUCACCCCAGCACAGUCAGCGGCAAGUGGGUGGCUCCAAUGGGGUCCAGCGUCAGCAGUCGCUGACCAAUUUGCGGGACAAUCGUUCGCCCAAGGCCCCGCAACCCAUGGGAAUGCCCAUGGGGAUGCCCAUGCAGCAUGAGGAUAUGAUGGCGCCGCAGAGCAUCUGCUUUAUUGGGGAUGAAGAGGAUGUGGAUGAGCUAGAGCGCAACAUCAUCGAAUCCAUGCAAUCAACGCGCAUCUCCGAUUUUGUCCACCAGUCGCAGCAGCAGCAUCAGCUGCAACUUCAGAACCAGCAGCAGCAGCAGCGGUUGCAGGGUCACAGCGGACGAGGCAGCAGCUCGGAGGACUACGACAGCGGGGAGAUGAUCUCCAACAAGCUGAACAUCACCAGUGGCAACCUCACCUACCGCAUACCCUCGCCCUCCCGUCCCUCCAUUCAGGCCAAUAGCUUCCAGGAUCCCCGGGCCUUGGCAGCAGCAGCGGCGGCAGCAUCUAGUGGCGAUGAUCGAGAGCCGCCCGAAAAGGGCUUCUACAUCUCCUUCGACGACGAGCAGCCCAAGCGGCCGAAGCCACCUUUGAGGGCUAAGCGAUCGCCCAAAAAGGAGGCCUUGCCGGGCAGCAGGGACAGCGUGGAUCAUCAGGCCACCCUUAAGCGCGAGUCCCUGAGUCAGCUGCACAACAACAAUAACAACAAUAUAGGAUUUGGUGGGGAGGACGAGAGCAGCAGCAAGCCGGCGGCAACAACCAGGCACAGCAUCCAUGGCCUCAAUAGCCACUCCAACAGUGUCAAAUCCCCCGGCAAUGCCACCUACAACAAGUACACCGAUGAGCCGCCCAUCCAACUGCGGCAGCUGGCCGCCGUCUCAGGAGCACCAGUUUCACCCACUGGCCAUGAGCGUCGGUAUCUGGAGGAUUUGACCAAUCAGACGUCGCCACUGCCCCAGCAGCCAAUGUCGCCCACGCGGCUCCAGCAGAGCAGCAACAAUGCCGAGGCGGCCAGGAAUAAGGCGCUGGUCAUAGGGGCAGACAGCGCCAACUUGGAUCCGGACUCUGUAGAUGAGAUGGAGCGACGCAAGGAGAAGAUCAUGCUGCUGUCCUUGCAACGACGACAGCAGCAGGAGGAGGCUAAGGCGCGCAAGGAGAUUGAGUCUUCGCAGAAGCGGGAAAAGGAGCGCGAGAAGGAGGAGGAGCGAGCGCGCAAGAAGGAAGAGCAAAUGGCGCGGCGUGCGGCCAUUUUGGAGCAACACAGACUCAAGAAAGCCAUCGAAGAGGCCGAACGAGAGGGUAAAACCCUAGAUCGGCCCGAUAUGCAUGUUAAACUGCAACCCCAGUCAUCCACCUCAACGACACCGCGGCUGAGACAGCAGCGCAACACGCGACCCAGGCCCAAGACCAUCCAUGUGGACGAUGCCAGCGUGGAUAUCAGCGAGGCUUCGAGCAUCUCUAGUCGGGGCAAGAAAGGCUCUAGCUCGAAUCUAACUGGCUACGGUCAGCUAAGCUCAAAUUCAAUGAAACGAGAUUACUACAGGGGCUCGCAAGACUCCCUCACUGUAAAAGAGUCACCCGAUGAUUAUCCCAGUACAAGUUCAACUCCGAUUGGACGACGGGGAUCGUAUAAAACUUCCAGAGAGCCAGCCGGCGUUGAAAGGGGCCGCACUCUGUCGCGGAUCUCCGUUGCGAAGGGCAGCACGCUUAAUUUCCGGGGCCGAAAGUCCAAUUCGCUAAUGAAUCUGUGCGACACAGAUUCGGGACUGGGACGCGCCACACCGCCGCGGCGUGCUCCGUCGCCUGGAAUGGGAAUGGGCGCUUCAGGUAGGCAUAUGCCAUCACCCUCGGGACCGGGCUCUUUGCCGCCAGGUUUGAUAUCGAAACGUCGCGGAUUUGAUGAUGGAUCCAGCGAUUUCUCAUUAACUCCGAAUUUGAACAUGGAAUAUUCGGGUCCGAAACUCUACAAACAACCAGCGGCCAAAUCGAAUCGUGGCAUUAUACUAAACGCCGUCGAAUACUGCGUGUUUCCCGGCGUGGUUAACCGCGAGGCCAAACAGAAAGUGCUGGAGAAGAUUGCGCGCUCGGAGGCGAAGCAUUUUCUGGUACUCUUCCGCGAUGCGGGCUGCCAGUUCCGCGCCCUCUACAGCUACGUGCCCGAGACGGACCAGGUGACCAAGCUGUACGGCACUGGGCCUAGUCAAGUCGACGAAGUGAUGUUCGACAAGUUCUUCAAAUACAACUCAGGUGGCAAGUGCUUCUCGCAAGUGCACACGAAGCAUCUGACGGUGACCAUCGACGCCUUCACAAUACACAACUCGCUGUGGCAGGGCAAGCGAGUGGCUUUGCCAAGCAAAAAGGACAUGGCGCUUGUUAUCUAAGCAGCGAGUAAGAGUACGAGGAACGUGAAACGAGGAGCAUGAAGCUAGUAAACAGGAACGUGAAACGAGUAGCGAGUAAACAGGAACGUGAAACGAGUAGCGGGUAGCGAGUAAAGAGGAGCUUGGAGCGAAAAGCAGCGAGUUCGUUCACGGCGAAGCCAACAACGAGCGCUUGGCGCUGUUUUUGGCCAGGAUCCACCACAACUAAACUAUUCUACACACGUUUUGCGCAUUAAGACAUCUCCCUGCAGAAAGCAUAACACAAACAUAAACAAAGUUGGGUGUUCAUCGGGGUAUAUAGUACAUAAUUAUGGCUAAUUACUAUUUGCACAUGUUUGAGGAACAAGAAACGAGAACAAGAAUUGGAAUUUACGGAAUAUUGUAGUGAUUAAUACAAUGCGAUUGAAUAUUUAUUUUGAAUAUAAAUGCAUAUAAUCCAGCCUCUGAGAAUUUAUUGUUCGCGCAUGAUGAUGAGCUAUAUAGAAGAGCAAAAGCCAAAAGCCAGAAUAUGUCAUGGUGGGGAAAAUCGAAGAACAAAUGUAGAAAGCAAACACCAUUUUUUAUUAAUUUGUUUUUAUACAUAUAUAUAUUGUUAUUCUUGUGAAAAUUGAUACUUGGCGGAAAUAAUAUUAUGGAAAAAUAAUUUUUCAGCAGCCAAAGUCGAAACACUAAUUUUAAUGCCAACUAGCUAUUUAUUUUAACACUAAUUAAUACUUUUACUUUUUAAUGCGUAUUAAAAAAAGGGAAUAAUAAUACAACUAAUAUUUAAAGCUAAAGAUAUAUCUCGUAUAUCUCGAUACAAACAAGAAAAAGACUUUUGACUGCUGAAAGCGGAGCUCCUUGGCAUCCGAUUUCGAUGGCAUUUCUCGCUUCUCGAGCUGAGAGGGUUGGCUGGAAUUGACUUGGUAACUGCCAUCGACCUUACUUUAAACUCUGUUCGAGAUUGCUCAACCGUUCGUUGCACCUGGCCUGCACUUAACCCCCACUCAUCCUGUUUUACUUUUUAAUAUAUAAUUUUAAAUAAAGCUGCUCGUAUCUUAUGAUUUACACCUGCUUCUACACAAAAAACGAUAUUAUUUCCCUUGCAAAGGUAACUCGUGCUUUGUAUUUCUAGCUAGCAAAGUGAGGGGAGAAGAAAGAGUAACUAAAAUAUAGAGCAUAAUCCAACUACAAACUACAAGGCCAUCUCGGGGGCAGAGCAGUUUGGUGGGGGAUCAGGUUAAAUAUUAAAUCUAUGUAAUAUGUAUAUGUAUGUGCGUGUCGGGGCAGUUGUGUGCCCUUGGCCCAACUAGCUCCCAAAUAAUGAAUAUUAAUGAGAUCUAAAAACAUUAUUAUAUAAAAUGUAAUAAAGUUAUUGAACAAUGAUUAUUUAACAAAACAAA
Drosophila kikkawai is the source of this 7113-nucleotide messenger RNA. RefSeq names its product calmodulin-regulated spectrin-associated protein patronin (gene Patronin). Gene Ontology annotation, biological process: neuron projection development; negative regulation of microtubule depolymerization; cytoplasmic microtubule organization. Gene Ontology annotation, cellular component: microtubule minus-end. Gene Ontology annotation, molecular function: microtubule minus-end binding; spectrin binding; calmodulin binding. Lineage: Eukaryota; Metazoa; Arthropoda; Insecta; Diptera; Drosophilidae. The record is from RefSeq and is a predicted model, not a curated record.